GAGAGAGAACUGCUUGACUAUCUACAAUGAACAUCGCCCUCUUCACACUCCAACACUUACUCUUUGCUCCUUUGGCAGUGCCCAGGUUAAUGCUUAAUCCAUCGCACACCUAUAAUUUCUAAGGCCAAGCCCUGUUUAUGAGAAAGGGGUUAUGUCGAUGCCUUCAGAUCAGUUGGCCUAGUUUGCAGGUCGACCUGCUCAGAGACUCGUCUCCAGCUGUCAAGCAAAGGAACCUUCAGGACGGGUCAGAAGAAGCUUCCAAAAUGCCACGAAAAUCCAGCUUGUCCAUGGGCUUCGCCAUCGCCUUAGCCAUCCUGACGAUUUCUGCCAUCGGUGGGAUGAUCUCUAUGAUAAUCGUUUUUGAACUUGAGACUUCUCAAAUAAACAUGACAGAGCAUCCACCAACAGUACCAUCUACAAUGGCACCGCUGCCGACGAGUUGGCGUCUACCAAGGAACCUGAUUCCUGAAAGGUACGAGAUCACCAUCCAGGUUGACCUCUACACCAGAAUCGUGGAAGAGGUGAACGUAAUGACCCCAAACCAGACGCUGCUCUUCCGUGGAAACUCCACUGUGCACUUCAAGUGUCAACAAAAUACAUCAUCGGUCAUCCUCCACAGCCUUGGACUAAAUGUUUCCUCUCCUUGUGUAUUUAACAAAGACACAAAUGCGUCGAUCGUGGCGAACAUCACCAACAACGAGAAAGAUGGUUUGGACUUCUUGGAGAUUAAAACGGAAGAAUUAUUUAUUACUGAUGGGAACUACAGUUUAUCCCUGGAAUUUGAGGGAGAAUUAUCUGAAUAUCUUGAUGCAUUUUUUGUAAGCAGAUAUGCUGAAUUUAAUACCAAGGCUGAAAAUGUAACCAUAGAGGAAAGGAAUGCACCUCGACUUAUUGAGAGAGUGACCCGCAGGUUCUCCACACAGUUUGAGCUGCAGCAGCUGGAAAGAUUCAAGGAAGUGGGAGGCUACGACAGACACAUUGAUCAGGCCAUCGAGCAAACCAAAGUCAACAUCCAAUGGGUGAAGGAGAACAAAAACAUCAUCCUGGAGUGGUUCGAGAAAGAAACAGCCCAUCUUGAAUAAACAAAGAUUUCCAUGUUUUGUAGCCGAUGGGAUCAGCGGCGCAGCCGGUUUUCAGGCAACUUUAAAGUGAAGGAAACUACAGAUCAAGUUUAAGGAUUCAAAAAUUCAACAGGUGAUAGUUAAUCAAAUGAAAGCCGCAUCCAUGUAGGACAGUCAGUGAGAGGCAUGCCGUUGUUUGUGUAAAUAGUAAUGAAUGUUAUUUAUUGUGUAUUCAAUGAAAACAGUAAAAAUAUAAAUAUGUAUCGCUUCU
Cyprinodon variegatus (sheepshead minnow) is the source of this 1332-nucleotide messenger RNA. RefSeq names its product alanyl aminopeptidase, membrane (gene anpep). Gene Ontology annotation, cellular component: cytoplasm. The transcript has 3 exons. Gene Ontology annotation, molecular function: peptide binding; zinc ion binding; metalloaminopeptidase activity. The record is from RefSeq and is a predicted model, not a curated record. The coding region runs from base 138 to 1082 and encodes 314 amino acids. NCBI's taxonomy places the organism in Eukaryota, Metazoa, Chordata, Actinopteri, Cyprinodontiformes, Cyprinodontidae. Gene Ontology annotation, biological process: proteolysis; peptide catabolic process.